Messenger RNA from Capra hircus (goat), 4783 nucleotides. RefSeq names its product phosphatase domain containing, paladin 1 (gene PALD1). The transcript has 21 exons. NCBI's taxonomy places the organism in Eukaryota, Metazoa, Chordata, Mammalia, Artiodactyla, Bovidae. Bases 489 to 3098 code for a protein of 869 amino acids. The record is from RefSeq and is a predicted model, not a curated record.
GGGGCUCUGGCUGGCUGGGCGACGGCGGGCGCGGUGAUUGGCGGCCCCGCCGGGUCCGCCCCCGGCGUGGGGGUCGCGGGCACCGGGAGCCGAGCGGCGCGCUCCUGCUGGGGUGCGCGGCUCUCUGCUCCGGCGAGCGCGGCCUCCUGCGGUUGUGCCCUCGCCUCGUCGCGCCCGGCUUGCCAGCCUCCGGUGCCGCCUCUGCCCACGGAUGGGCUGGGGAAGUUGGGAGGAGCGAGCCGGAGCCAGUACCCGGCGCGACCCGCCGCUGCCUAACUCGGCGCCCGCAGUUCGGGCGCCGCGCGCCUGCCGCAGGAGCGCGGAUGCCCCCCGGAGCCACGGGCUGGCAGAGCUCAGGAAGGCGUGAACCCCUCUCCUGCUAGUCACAAAGAGGCUGGUGGAUGUGUCUACUCUGACUGCCGUCCUGUAGUUGCUGAGGCCUUCUCCUGGGUCCCUGAGGUCUUGGGUCCUGAGGCUGCCAGCAGACUAUGGGUACAACAGCCAGCACAGCCCAGCAGACGGUCUCGGCAAGUGCCCCCUUUGAGGGCCUCCAGGACGGUGGCUCGAUGGAUGGUCGGCACUCACUCAGCGUCCACUCCUUCCAGACCACAGGCUUGCACAACAGUAAGGCGAAGUCCAUCAUCCCCAACAAGGUGGCCCCCGUCGUGAUCACGUACAACUGCAAGGAGGAGUUCCAGAUCCACGAUGAGCUGCUCAAAGCCCAUUACACCCUGGGCCGGCUCUCAGAUGCCACCCCUGAGCACUACCUGGUGCAGGGCCGCUACUUCCUGGUGCGGGAUGUUACUGAGAAGAUGGACAUGCUGGGCACCCUGCAGAGCUGUGGGGCCCCCAACUUCCGGCAGGUGCGGGGCGGGCUCGCUGUGUUCGGCAUGGGACAGCCCAGCCUCUUGGGGUUCAGGCAAGUCCUCCAGAAACUCCAGAAGGAUGGACACCGGGAGUGUGUCAUCUUCUGUGUGCGGGAGGAACCCGUGCUGUUUCUGCAAGCUGCUGAGGACUUUGUACCCUACACGCCUCGAGACAAGCAGAGUCUUCAUGAGAACCUCCAGGGCCUUGGACCCGGGGUCCCUGCGGAGCGCUUGGAGCUGGCCAUCCGGAAGGAGAUCCACGACUUUGCCCAGCUGAGCGAGAACAAGUACUAUGUGUACCACAACACCGAGGACCUGCGGGGGGAGCCCCACGCCGUGGCCAUCCGGGGCGAGGACGACGUGCACGUGACCGAGGAGGUGUUUAAGAGGCCCCUCUUCCUGCAGCCCUCCUACAGGUACCACCGUCUGCCCCUGCCAGAGCAAGGGGCCCCCCUGGAAGCCCAGUUCGAUGCCUUUGUCAGUGUCCUCCGGCUGAGGGCUUUCCGGUCACACUGUUCCCUGCUCUUCACGGUCCUUUCCCAGGAGACCCCCAGCCUGCUGCUGCUCCAAGAUGCCCACGGGCCUCCCCCUGCUCUCCUCUUCAGCUGCCAGACGGGCGUGGGCAGGGCCAGCCUGGGCAUGGUUCUGGGCGCACUCGUCCUGUUUCACCGUGGUGGGACUGCCUUGCGGCCGGAGGCUGCCCCUGUGAAGACCAAGCCUCUGUCCAUGGAGCAGCUCGAGGUGGUCCAGAGCUUUCUCCACAUGGUGCCCGAGGGGAGGAGGAUGGUGGAGGAGGUGGACAGAGCCGUCGCCGCCUGUGCAGAGUUGCACGACCUGAAGGAAGUAGUCCUGGGAAACCAGAGGGAGCUGGAAGGCAGCCGGGCACAGGGAAGCAGCAGCCGGCCCGCUGUCCAGCAGAGGGCGCUUCAGAGCCUGGAGCGAUACUUCUACCUGAUCCUGUUUAACUACUAUCUCCACGAGCAGUACCCGCUGGCUUUUGCCCUCAGUUUCAGCCGCUGGCUGUGUGUCCAUCCUGAACUGUACCGCCUGCCUGUGACACUAAGCUCAGCGGGGCCUGUAGCCCCAAGGGACCUCAUCGCCCUGGGCUCCCUGGUGGCAGAUGACCUCGUCUCCCCAGAUGCACUCAGCACCAUCAGAGAGAUGGACGUGGCCAACUUCCGCCGGGUGCCCCGUUUGCCCAUCUAUGGCAUGGCCCAGCCCAGUGCCAAGGCCCUGGGGAGUAUCCUGGCCUACCUGACCGACUCCAAGAGGAAACUGCAGCAAGUCGUGUGGGUCAACCUGAGGGAGGAGGCUGUGCUCGAGUGUGACGGGCGAACCCACAGUCUGCGGCGGCCUGGGCCCCCCAUGGCCCCUGACCAGCUGGAGAACCUGGAGACCCAGCUGCAGGCCCACCUGACCAGGCCUCCCCCCGAUGCUGAGGGCCCGCGGACCCACAGGUUCCAGACGUGCCUUACCAUGCAGGAGGUCUUCAGCCGGCACCGCGGGGCCUGCCCCGGCCUUACCUACCACCGCAUCCCCGUCCCGGACUUCUGCGCCCCUCGCGAGGAGGACUUUGACCGGCUGCUGGGGGCCCUGCAGGCUGCCCUUGCCAAGGACCCGGGUACUGGCUUCGUGUUCAGCUGCCUCAGCGGCCAGGGCCGGACCACGACCGCCAUGGUGGUGGCUGUGCUUGCCUUCUGGCACAUCAGAGGCUUCCCCGAGGUGGGCGAGGAAGAGCUCGUGAGCGUGCCUGAUGCCAAGUUCACCAAGGGCGAGUUUGAGGUGGUGAUGAAGGUGGUGCAGCUGCUGCCCGAUGGGCACCGGGUGAAGAGGGAGGUGGACGCGGCGCUGGACACGGUCAGCGAGACCAUGACGCCCAUGCACUACCACCUGCGGGAGAUCAUCAUUUGCACCUUCCGCCAGGCGAAAGUGGCCAAGUCGGAGCAGGAGGCCCGGAGGCUGCGGCUGCGGAGCCUGCAGUACCUGGAGCGCUACGUCUGCCUGGUGCUCUUCAGCGCCUACCUGCACCUGGAGAAGGCCGGCUCCUGGCAGAGGCCCUUCAGCGCCUGGAUGCGGGAGGUGGCAGCAAAGGCCGGCGUCUACGAGAUCCUCAACCAGCUGGGCUUCCCCGAGCUUGAGACACCAGAGGACCAGCCCUUCUCGAGGCUGCGCUGCCGGUGGCAGGAGCAGAACCGUGGCCCCGAGCUCCCCGCAGCAGGGGACUUCCUGUAGGAAGGGGGCUUCCUGUGGGAUGCGCUCCCCCUGCCCCUGUUAUCACUGCCUCCCACAGGCCACCUCCCUCCCCAUGUGGUCUGGGGGUACCCGAUGCUGUUCGGUGGCAGUGGCCCUGAGAAACGACUCCUCGGCUUCCCAGAGACCAGGGUGGGUGGGGAUCCCCUUUUUGAAAGAGUUGUUACAGGAUAGUUGGCCACAGUGAUGCCUUGUGAAUGGCCGCUCCUGGAGGGCCUGCAGGAAGGUCCGGUGUGGCAUCAGCUCUCCAAGGCGCUCACUCCCCAAGUUGCCAAGUCAAACCUCUCGCCAUUUCUGUCCUCCCCUCUGCCCUGAGCAGUUCUGAUGGCCCCUGGCCUAGAGCAGUCCUGGCCAGUGUUGGUUCCUUCCCUGCAGCUCUCCCACAUGGCUUCUCCCCUUUUGCUGCCUGAGCGUUGCCCUGGUGGCCCUGGGCUCCCUGGGAGAUGGGAGAUGGGCCCUGGGAGGUGGACUUCGCUCUGGCUAGAUUUGUUACCUUAAAGGCAGUUUUCCGCAGUGUUCUUGCCUCUCAUUCCUUGUCUCAACCUCAAGACAUGAGAAAAGAGAACCACAUUCCCUGCGGGUUCAGUGGAGGCCUCUGCCCCUCCUGCCUUUGCCCGCUCCCCUCCCCUGGGCUGGCAGGACUGUAGAGGUUUCCAUGGAGCUGAAAACAAAAGGGAAUCCCUCUUGGAGUUGGAGGCGGCAAGAAAGAGCUCCCAGAGGUGCAUGCCGCCCUGUGGGAGAGGCCUGCUCCUUUUCCCUGGAAGCAUGGGGGGGAGGUUUGGGGAAGCACCUCCUCCCUGCUCUGCCUGGCCCCCCAACAGUGGUCUGAGCCCCCACCUGGUGUGGCAGGAGCCGUGGGGACUCCUGGGUGACCCUGAGUGAGCAGUGGGGUGUGUGAGAGUGGGCCAGGGAUGGCACAAGGGGGCAUGUGGAUUGCAGGCCAUCCUCACUGAGCACCCUCAAGGUGCCUUGUGAUGGGAACAGAAGAGGCCAAGGCCUGCCGAGUUGGCAGCUGCUGGGACCAACUCUGUGUGGAUGGUGGGAAGGUUGCUCAGAGAGGCAGGCGGCUGUUGAGCUGAGCCUGUGGCUCUCCCUCCAGGGACUGGUCUCCCCCUAAAAUGCAGGGGCUGAAUGGUGUGGACUCUGUCCCCCUGGCCUGGCUCAUUGGGGCCAGGCAGGCCUCUUUUGGUCGGACACCAGCACUUGGGCAGAAAAAUAGAUGAUGUAUCACUGGUCGUGGUAUUUUGAAAAGGUGGAUGAGGCCAAAGUUGUUCAUAUCUACCUAGUAUUGGAAAAUUUAUGACCAUUUUGGCUGAAUUCUUUUGCAAAUCUACUGUAUGUCUUUUCACUACCUUUUUAGAUUUGUUGUUUUUGGUUUUUAUUUUUGCAUGUAGUAAAAAGUGUUAAUUUCUCUGCAGACAAGGUCUAGAUGAGGGGUCAGAGAUCAGGGCUGAACUGGGAGGGAUCCUUUGUGUUCUCAUAGUUGGCCCUGACUUUCAGCUGUGCUGGGAUUACUCGCCGGUCACAUCACCUCUCUGCCUCAGUUUCCCCAUCUGUAAAAUGGGAGAAUAAUACUUGCCUACCUACCUCACAGGGGUGUUGUGAGGAUUCAUUUGUGAUUUUUUUUUUAACAGAUCUUUUGAGCAUUAAAAAUGGCUAAAUGUGAA